AUGCUUGGGAGUUUCACAAAGAUAACAAAAUUAGGCUCAAGAUAUACACGGAACGCAGCUAAAGUAAGGUAUAAUCCAUUUCGAACCCAAAUCACAACGUCAUCAGUCCCAAAUUUAGUAUUAAUGGAUCUGGAAUCAUCAUCUGAUGCGAUAAUUGGAGAAGAAGUAAUUGAAGAAGAAGUAAUUAAAGAGGAAAUAAUCAAAGAAAAUGUGAAUUUUAUUAAAGUAGGAACUAGUCCAAAGCUCUUACUGAAAUUAAGUCAAAUAAAUAGAGAGCUCUUAGAUGAUUAUUUCGAGAAUAACGUGUUUCACUUCCCUCCGGACCUGCGACAGAGAAAUAUUCAAUACUUGAAGGAUACUAUGAGUAAAGUAUAUGUGCGUGAUAGACCUCUCCUCUCCAUAGAUAUAGAGGCUUGGGAGAGAAACCACAACAAAAUUACUGAAGUAGGGAUAGGCAUCUAUGAUCCAGCAGAUCUGGUCAAUUCCAUAAUUCCUAACGUGAAAUCAAUUCACUUACUUGUAAAAGAACACAUAAGAAUGAAAAACGGCAACUUUGUACCUGAUAAUAAGUCUAAUCCAUUAAGCGGCAUUUCAUAUGAAUUAUCGUUGAGAGAAUGUGCCCAAUUUAUGCAAGCUAUUAUUCGAAAUUAUCUAAUAGAAGCAAAUGGAGUAUUAGUGGGUCAUAAUAUCCUGGGGGACAUUAAAUGGUUAAAAAGCAUGGGUGUUGAAUUCCCAAGCGAUCUCCAUGUCAUAGAUACCGCAACCUUAUAUAAAAUCACUAAAACCACAGGUGGCUCUUUAAGAGGAAUAUUGAGGCUUGUCUCUAUACCUCAUGGUUAUCUUCAUAAUGCUGCAAAUGAUGCCUACUAUACUUUGAUAGCAGCAAUUGCUUAUUGUGACCCCAAUAUUCGCAGGACCUUUGAGCUUGACCACUAUAAGUCCAGUGAAAUGGCACCCAGUACAAGUAACUCUUCGAAAAGAAGAGAUAAAUUUUCCGAUAGAUCGACUAUUAUAACCUAUAAUAAUGGUGCAAAUCUUUUUAGAGACCUUAUAAAGAAGUAG
Priceomyces carsonii is the source of this 1062-nucleotide messenger RNA. RefSeq lists its product as uncharacterized. Gene Ontology annotation, cellular component: nucleus. Gene Ontology annotation, molecular function: nucleic acid binding. The record is from RefSeq and is a predicted model, not a curated record. The transcript has a single exon. Lineage: Eukaryota; Fungi; Ascomycota; Pichiomycetes; Serinales; Debaryomycetaceae. The coding region runs from base 1 to 1062 and encodes 353 amino acids.